CAGUUUGAUUGAUUGGUUUUUAUUGUUGUUGCUGUUGGUUGGAUAUCUGGGAACAUAUCCGGGAGUACGGGUGGGUUGGUUGAUUGAUUGAUCAUGAACAUUCUUCGGAUGGGCGUCUCAUUAUUGUUGUUGGAUUCUUUCCAUUCACCAUUAUUAUUUGCUGUUUUGUUGUUUCCUUUCUUUUUUACGUCUUUUUCUUUUUCUACUUGCUUAUGUCGCGUCAUGAUAUGGCAAUGGCCACCACCAAACCAAUUCCCCUUCCCUCUUCACUCCCUAUCUCCCCUAUUACUCGACGAGGGGAUAUGUAACCGGAUUGCCGAUGUUGAUGAUGAUGCUGAUGCUUAUGAUACUGUUGAUUUUCCUUGCGCUCGAUGACGGAUGACGGAUGACGAACUGGUGGCCUGUAGUUGAAGGUGUGGUCAGUAGUUGAAUGUGUGGUGCGGA
Tricharina praecox is the source of this 444-nucleotide messenger RNA. RefSeq lists its product as uncharacterized. The record is from RefSeq and is a predicted model, not a curated record. Bases 94 to 375 code for a protein of 93 amino acids. Lineage: Eukaryota; Fungi; Ascomycota; Pezizomycetes; Pezizales; Pyronemataceae. The transcript has a single exon.